AUGGCUAUCUCCGGCAAAACCCGUGGCCUAGCAUCUACUAUUGUGAUUAUAGUAUUAAUUCUGCCAGAAAUUGCAGCACAAACAGUCUCACCGGCAACAAAUAAUGUGUCAAAACACGUUACACAGAAGGAUAAUACUAUUAGAUUUGAUCCUUUGAACAAUUUCAAAAAAUACAGAGGAGGAUUUGACAUCAGCAAUAAACAUUAUUGGAGUUCAGUUGUCUUCACAGGAGUAUAUGGAUAUGCAAUUGGGGUGCUCUGGCUUCUAAGUGGAUUAUUGGCUGCAAGUGGGUUAGUUCUCGCGGGUAGUGCAAAAUUCCAUUCUCAUGCAAAAACUUCGGUUAACAUUAUAAUCAAAACAGCAAAUGAUGCAUCAGAAACCAUAUACAAUGCAACAGGAGCAAUAAAAAAAAUCCAAGCUGACUUGAUGGAUUCCGGUGUGGGUGUUGAGGCUUCUGGAAAUCUUGACUCUAUAACUGAGAAAUUUAAUGCUGCAGCUGAUAAUAUCGUAAAGGAGGCUAGGAAGAAUAGGCGCAUUAUUAACAAGGCUUUCGAAGUAUUGUUUGACAUAACCAUUGUGAUCAUAAGCUUGAACAUGCUUGGAGUAACAAUUUUGUCAGGCAUGAUUCUCAUAAAAUGUUGGAAUUUUCUGUCGAACAGUUUGUGGACUAAUGAGGUUUCGGAGGGGAAUUUACUUUCUUGUUAUAAUGUGCUGGUUGAUGACAGUGAUGUGCUGGCUACUAUUUGGAGUUUAUUUCUUCGUAGAAAAGUGAAUUCAAACAUAUCAAACCUGCAAGGAAAAUUGAUUCCAAAUCUUGUUCCUGUAUGCAAUCCUUUCUCAGCGCCACCUGAAUCUUUAUAUCAGCCAGAGAACUGCCCUCCUAAUACUAUUCAAAUAGGAGAUAUCCCAGAGGUAUUGAAGCCUUAUACUUGUUUCUAUGACACUGGGGAAAAUUGUGGAAAUGAAGAUUUCUUAACUGGCAGUGAAUAUAAGGUAGUUGAGGCUUACACAAGUUCAAUUCAGAACCUGCUGAAUGUGUAUCCUGGUGUGGAAAAAUUGUUAGGAUGCCAGUUGGUAAAAGAUGCAUUAUCUCAAGUCCUUUUCAAACACUGCAAGCCUUUAAAGAAAUUUGCUCGGACGACAUGGGUAGGAGUGGUGAUUCUUGCAGUGAUCAUGGUGUUUUUGGUUGUGCUAUGGACAAUUAAGGCUCCUCGUGAAGAUGAUCAAAAUAUUUUCUGA
Gastrolobium bilobum is the source of this 1239-nucleotide messenger RNA. RefSeq lists its product as uncharacterized. The coding region runs from base 1 to 1239 and encodes 412 amino acids. Gene Ontology annotation, cellular component: membrane. The transcript is spliced from 9 exons. The record is from RefSeq and is a predicted model, not a curated record. Lineage: Eukaryota; Viridiplantae; Streptophyta; Magnoliopsida; Fabales; Fabaceae.